Molecule: messenger RNA, 2109 nt
Organism: Oryza sativa Japonica Group (Japanese rice)
Lineage: Eukaryota; Viridiplantae; Streptophyta; Magnoliopsida; Poales; Poaceae
Product: E3 ubiquitin-protein ligase ATL6
Source: RefSeq, a predicted model, not a curated record
CUCCCAUAUAAAACUUUUUUACACUUACAGUCCACAUGGUUUCCAGGCCUUUCUCUUGGUACUUUCAUUUACCUCAUCAGGCAUCAUCAUCGUCAUCGUCAUUGACAUCGACAUUGAUAACCUCCAAAACCUUGAAAAUUCCCAGUGUCAGCACACGCUUGACAACUUACAGGUACAUACAAGUAAGCUUCUCCUACUUAAUUAGGCACCCCUGGGAACAUGUCGCAUUCACAGUGUCAGGCUUAACUAGUCAACCCCAAAAGAUCAAAAGAAAAGAAAAGGAAGGCAGGUUCUCUGUAUUUCGUGUGAUAAAAGAGCAAAUGAAAAAAAAGGCAGGUAAAACAGGUUAGGGUCAGCCAGUCAGGCAUCCAUUGAAGGGGAUAUGAAUAUGAUGAGGUUCCAUUUCCGAGCUUCCAACCAGGAGGAGGAAAGAUAAGGAGGAGAGGUUGGCAAUUGGGGAAAGAAUUGGUGGUUUCGGCUCCCACUCGCGGCCGAUUUCUUUCAGGAUUUCUCCCUGUCGUCAAGGCCCGAAUCCUACUGAGGUAGACAAGAAGGUUCGUGCGGUUGGAGCGAUGGGGACGCGCGAGCUCCUCGUCGUUCUUGCCGUCGUCGUCAUGGCCGCCGUCGGCGCCGGCGCGCAGUCUUCUUCGGCGUCGCCGGCGCCGGCGACGUCGCAGGCACCGACGGUGCGGCAGCAGACGCCGUUCGGGCGGACCAUGUCGACCGUCAUCACGGUGUCCAUCAGCGUGUUCUUCUUCCUGCUCUUCUUCUGCGCGUACAUCAACCAGUGUCGCCUCGCCGAGGCCGGGGACGCCAGGGCCGCGGCGGCGGCGGCGGCCGGCGGGGGAGCCGGAGGAGGGCCGUCCAGGAGAGGGAAGCGCGGGCUGGACCCGGCGGUGGUGGCCACGUUCCCGAUCGUGCCGUACAGGGAGGUGGUGAAGCACAAGAUCGGCAAGAGCGUGCUGGAGUGCGCCGUGUGCCUGACGUCGUUCGACGACGGCGACGACCUCCGGCUGCUGCCGCACUGCUCGCACGCGUUCCACCCGGAGUGCAUCGACCCCUGGCUGGAGUCCCGGGUCACGUGCCCGCUGUGCCGCGCCAACCUCGAGAAGCCUCCGCCGCCGCCACCGCCGCCGCCGGCGGCGGCGGCGGCGUCCCCUUCGCCGGAGCGGUCGCCGCGGUGCCAGCCUUCGCCGCCGCCGCCGCCGCCGCCGCACGCCCUGGUGAUACCGGUGGAGGACGAGGAAGACGACAGCGACGAGGACGACAGGAAGGAGGAGGCCGUGGAGCUCGAGAUGCUGCGCAGCGAGCGGCGCGCCGCGAGGCUGCCGAGGUCGCACUCGACGGGGCACUCGCUGGUCGCGUCGGCGGCCGCCGCCGCCGAGUCCGGCGACCACGAGCGGUUCACGCUGCGGCUGCCGCAGCACGUGCGGGACGAGGUGCUCCGGUCGCUCCGCCUCCGCCACGCCGCCAGCCUGGUCAACCUCUCGGACAUGAGCUCCGAGGGGAGCUCGAGGGGAGGACGGCGUGCAUUAGGCCUCGCCUUCGGCAACGGCGGCGGGAGCAGCCACGGCGGCCGCCGGUGGCAGGCGUUCUUGGCGAGGACGGUGUCAUGGGCGCGAGGCGGAGGCGACGGCUCGGUGCGCAGGGGCUGGGACGGCUCGACGAGAAGAGGAAAAGAUGACGCCGAGUCGAGCAGAAAGGGGGCGACCUCACCGGCGGCCGGCCGGCCGUGAUCGCCGCCGACGCCGGCUUCGCCACCACGUCGGAAACCGCAAAAAGAAACAAAAAAAAAUGCGUGCUUUGCUUCCAUUUCUUUUUCUUUUUUUUAUUUAGGAAUCCAUUUCUGAUAGACUAAUCAGUACACUGUUCUUGCAUCGUGAGGCCUGAAAUUUUCCAACUUCUUUUGACCCUCGCAAAGAAAAGUUCAGUUUCUGUUGGGCUUUGUAAAAAAUUCCACUGGAUUGGAAAAGAAAAGCUUGGCUAGCGUCUAGCGAGAUGAACUCGGAGAUUUUCUCCGGAUUUCACCCCACAUUUCCCUUGUAAAUUACUGGACGCGUAUCCUUGCCUUUUGUUAGUGGGAGAAUCAUUCGCAUAAUUGCAUUUCCA